AUGGAGUCGGACGAGGAACCGCCGGCGGCUGUCGCGAACACCUCUUCGACGACGGUGGUUCGCGGCAUGUCGUCGACAGUGCUCCCUCACCUACUACUGGCCUCGGCGAUGGGGUGCUGCCGAGAGUCGGACUCGCUGGCGGAGCUCUGCGCGCGCCUGAGGCGUAGGUACGAGGCCUUGUCGACGCUUCCACCACAGGUACCACCGGUAGUUUGCUUCUACGUGGGCGGCAAGCGCUUCGCCGUGUCCCGCUCGCUGUUAGAGAAGGACCCUGGCUCGCUGUUGUUCUCCCUCGCAACGCAGCACUAUUGCAGCGCCUCGUCUGCCAAGGGGUCUUCAGACGCACGUCUUCGUGGAUGCAAGCGCUAUCGUGAUGGCAACGACGUGAUGGUGUCUGACGCCAUCAUCGCAAUCCCGGGAAGAAACGCGCGGCUCUUUGGCAUGCUUCUCAACCUGCUGCGUGGGUACAGGAAUGCCAUCCCAGAGGACUGGAUGGACUCGUGUCGUGAGGAGGCCGUGUAUUACGGCCUGUCAGGCUCGUGGAACACGCGGUUCCACAUCACAUCAUCGAAGUACUACUUUCGCAAUUCCUUGCACAACUCGAAACUUGUCUCCGAUGCUGUGCUUGGUGUUGCGAGUGACUUUUUCAGCACAGGUCAGCACCACAUCGACUUCAGCGUCUCCCAGUGUGAUCGCGUGGCUGUUGGGAUGAUCAGCUCAAAUGUCAAUGCUGCGGAGGAGCUGGCCGCGCCGUUGCAGGAGGGCAACAACGGUGCGUUCUAUUGGAACGACGGAAAGCUCUCCUUCUACCUUGGAGAGUCACGGGUGGUCGAGACGGGGCUACCGUUCCCUGCCGGCGCGAUCAUCCGAAUCAUCUUUGAUGCUGAGGAGCGCAUUGUCCGCUGGAUUGUUAACGGGGAGUACUGUGUAGCGAUGGAGCGCCUGCCAGCAGGGCGCCAGUAUGCCUUUGGCUCCAUUGCCGCCCGGGGCUCUCAGGUGACCAUCGUGGCGACAUAA
Leishmania braziliensis MHOM/BR/75/M2904 is the source of this 1017-nucleotide messenger RNA. RefSeq lists its product as hypothetical. The transcript has a single exon. Lineage: Eukaryota; Euglenozoa; Kinetoplastea; Trypanosomatida; Trypanosomatidae. The record is from RefSeq and is a predicted model, not a curated record. The coding region runs from base 1 to 1017 and encodes 338 amino acids.